AUCAGAUCAAUAGUUUCAGACGGUACCACUCAACUUUUGUCAAAAUUCUUAUAUUUAAGUAAGCAAGUGUUCAAAAAAAGCAAAAAAAUAGAAAAAUCAAAAAAGGAAAAAAAAUUGAAAAAAAGUAAAAAUCUCUGUGUGAUCUGGGAACUUCUUCUUGACCUCUCUUGAACUCUAUUAGGACCAAAAACUGAUUUCGAAGACAUCGAGUUAAAAGAAUCCUAAAAAUGACUUACUGUAACUUAUGAGAAUGAAACCAGGGAGGAAUGUAAGGAGUAAUAUAGUUAAUGAUGGCGAUAGUAAUAUGCUGUAAAUGCUGCCGAAUUGUUAAUAAGCCGGAACUUCGCGUGGCACUUGGCCGUGCGUGGCACGUGUUUUGUUUCGCGUGCUACGUAUGCCGAAAAGUGAUAGACGAGUGCUCUGCGAUUCUCUAUAACGAAGAACUGUAUUGUAAAACGUGCCACGCACUGUUGUUUGAGGAUAAAGAUCCACAAAGUGCUUUAACCAGUGGACCAUUAAACAGCGAUAACUUGUCGAACGACGUACCGACCGGUACUACUUAUAGCCCAUCACUUGAUACCUACGGAAGGGCCAAACAACAAUACGACACAUACAACAUAUCAGACAAGACUUCUGGCGCUACAUCAAGCGGAUCACCCGAUCGAAACCAAAAUUUUGACAAGAGACGUCGCGGCAGUGAUUCGGUGAAUCACAGUGUUUCGGACUACAUGUUGGGGCAGCACACUACAGCGCAGCCGACCGUCUGCGUAAAAUGCUUUUCGGAUCUUUGCAGAUGCGGGAACAUGUUUGUCCGCAGCAGCAUAAAUGACGACAUUAGCUGCGACGCGAGCCGCAGGCCUGCUCCUCGCAAUAGAUUGUACUACGAUGAUUCAUGCGAACUUCGCCGACGUUGCUCGCGUUCAUGCUCGCCGCAUUCGCAUGAGACACAUCAUCAUAUGGCUGCGCAUUCUCUGGACGAACCCUCAUGUAGUUACAUACACAGUCCACCAAGGUCAUAUUGCACUCCGGUAAACAGCGAUUGUAGCGGGCAGCAUAGCAAGCAGCACAUGCACCAUCAUCACAAUACAAACAAUUAUACGUGCAGCUGUGGAUGCGAUCCUAAUCACUACGAGUGUGAAUUCAUGCCAUGCGAGCACAGCCACGACCAUCUCUGCGACCGCUCACACAGUUCAUACAGUACUUAUUCAACAACAUCAGACCAACAGACGUCAUACGAAAAGCUGGACCCGCUUCCUAGUUACGUGCCCUCUGGAAAAGUACAAAAGUCCACACAAGAUUGUAAAUGUAGCAGGCCUGUGGCAGUGUCUCCCCGACCUUCAGCCUGCCCAAGUACGCCGUGCCCACCAGGCACAUGCCCGCUGAUCCUCGGCUUCGGAGGGGGUGGAUCUAAAUGCCAUCGAUGCCAAAAACUGGUAUACCCGAGAGAACAACAACUGGCAGCAGGCAGUUUUUAUCAUUACUGCUGCUUUACGUGCUUUUGUUGCAGGGAGCCCUUAGAGCCGAGGAAUUUUAGUGAGGGACACGGCGAGGUCUACUGUCGGCACUGUUGGUCCGGUAUUUGUGAAAUCAAGAGACAUCGGUUACGGGCUGGCGGCAAUGUUGACUACGAUUUACCUCUUCUAUGUCCGGAUCAUGGCGGAGUUGUGGAUCACAGAAAUAAAUAAAAAAUUUCAAGUGGGAGAAUAAUAAAAUAUUAUUCUCCAGACAUGAGAUCCAUAGUAAAAUAGGAUCCCUGCGGCAUCUAUCACCUAAAAAAACUCACGGCUCUCCGGUCACAGGAGGUAGUUCUUUCGACCGAGUAUCUUCUUCUGAGUUUUCUAGAAUAUGCCAGCAAACUCCAUCGUCUAAUAAACCGAGCCAUUCAGGAAGAUCCAACUCUUCAUACUGUGCGAACCGCUGUGGGUCUCAUUGUAUCAGCAAACAUCAUCGUCGAUCUCCCUCAUGCACAAAUGAGGAUAGAAGUCGUUAUUCUGCACCCUUUCCGAUAGUUAAUUUCGGCACUCCCGAACGAAAACCAACAAUCCCGAAACUGUUCAAACCGGCAUCUUAUUUCUAAUAAGAGAAAACCAUUGAUAAAAAAUAUAUUAAAAAAAAACGAUGAUAUUCAUUCUUUGGCUUUUACAUGAAGUCAAAAGUAACAAUGUAGAAAACUGAAUCCAUUUUUAACGGAAACCACCCCAUAUAGACGAUUGUAUACUUUGUACAUGUAGUCAAAGGUAACAAUGAAGAGUACUGAUGGCAUUUUUAACGGAAACCACCCCAUAUUUAAGACGAUUCAUUGUAUGCUUCGAACUUGUCAUCAAAGGUAACAAUAUGGAAUAUUGAAAGCAUUUUUAGAGGAAACCGCAUAUUUAAAGUGAACCAUUGUAUGCUUUGAAUGUAUCGUCGAAGAUAACAAUUAGUAUAUUGAAUACAUUGUUAAAGAAAGUCGCAUAUUUAAGAAGACCUAUUGCAUGCUUCGAACUUGUCGUCAAAAGUAACAAUAUGGAAUAUUGAAAGCAUUUUUAGAGGAAACCACAUAUUUAAAAUGACCAUUGUAUGCUUCUUACUUCCAGUCGAUGGGAACUAUGGAAAAUGAAAAAAUAUACUUUAUUGGGGAUACAACAUGUAUAGGAUAAUGCAUUCUAAUGUUCUAAAGCACGCCGCAAAACGUAAUAGUUUACAUUCUUACAUCUUUCUUACUCUGGUUCAUGGCUAUCAUUCCGAAGAAAAAAAUCAUUUAGGAUUCAUCAAAAAAACGAAGAACAGGCAUAUUGCUUCGUUGAAAAGAUUAACCUAUUGACCCAUUGCGCCAUCGAAAUAAAAAUUGAGCAAACUAGUACUCGAAUGAGCCCGUAUUCGAAUAAAUGCAAUAAAGUACAUUAUAUGAAAUGGAAAUGAUAUGAGUGAUUGGAGAAGCUAAUAAACGCCCAUCGAAAACGUCUACCCACAAGGAUUUACCGCAAAAAUAAACAAAAUAUAAUAUAUUGUCGUUUUUUACUAUAUGAAUAUGAAUAUAAA
Molecule: messenger RNA, 3021 nt
Organism: Ctenocephalides felis (cat flea)
Lineage: Eukaryota; Metazoa; Arthropoda; Insecta; Siphonaptera; Pulicidae
Exons: 23
Coding region: 288-1685 (465 amino acids)
Biological process (GO): muscle tissue development; sarcomere organization
Cellular component (GO): nucleus; Z disc; cytoplasm
Molecular function (GO): structural constituent of muscle; actinin binding
Source: RefSeq, a predicted model, not a curated record